CUAGGCUGCGAGUGAAAACACUCCUACCAUCCCAUUGAUGAUGACGAGCAUGGGGACAACCUUUGCCCCGAUCACCACGGUAGAAUCGAUUGGCAUGAUCCCAAUCAUGUCGACCCCGACUCCUAUGCCAACGACAACAAUGUUCCCAGGCUCGAUAACAAUGCCUGGGGGAGCAUUCACACCAUACCCGUCAGCUUGGGCUGAAUUUGCUGCUGACCCAGCGAAUGCUCGGGCUCUACAGGGCUAUCAACAGGUGAUGGCCAUGAUGCAACAGGCAGGGGGCUUCAUGCCAUUUGCCUAUCCUGGCAUGACGCCACCAAUUAUGCCACCCCCGGUGUUGACCCCAUCAACAUUUGUUCCAAGGAUGGUCCAUGUUCGCCCGGUGAAUUUGACAGGGAUCAUGAACGAAGCAGCACCUUCAAAUGUCCAUGAGGUCGAUGAGGCGGAGCAGGAGGCAGCCCGCAGGAGGAAGGGUAAGGCUAUAGCCAAACCCAGCAAGACUCGAGAUUCGGCGUUCAAACGCCUAGGGGACAAAGAGGAUGGACCCCGCAAGUCUGCCAAGCUACGUCUUGGUCCUGAGAUGGGCCGGACUAGCGCAAUGGAAAGACUUUGCGGGAAUCGUCCCGUCCAAUCUCGUCGUUCUAGGGAAUCUGAGACGAUUCACCUAGACGAGAAGGAAGCUGAAAGCCAACCCAGGGCAUCGGCAUAUACCAGGCUCUCAUACGAUGAGGAUGACCUGGACAAGAUAGAGAGCGUAGCGAGAAAGCUACGUGCCCUGGAGGAAAAGGUGGAAGAGAAGACGGGAGCAAAGAAGCAUACCCUGGCAAAAUCCCCUUUUUCGGCCAGGGUACAUGCACAAAAACUGAGACGAAAGGUUAAGCUGGACGUGGAGAAGUUCACAGGGAAGGAGGAUCCAAACGUCCACCUUGACACCUUCCACAAUGCAGCACAGAUGGCCGGGUGCACUGAUGCUGAGGAAUGCUUACUCUUCUUCUCAUCUUUGAGAGGGAGACCAGUGGAAUGGUUUAACGGCCUUCCCCAUGGCAAGAUUGGGUCCUUUGAGAAACUUGCCGAAGUUUUCCGCAAGAAGUACCAGGAUAAUUGCAUCAAGAGAAAGAAGUUCACUUACCUUAACAUGGUAGGGCAGAGGGAGAGGGAGUCCUUGACUCAGUUCUUAACUCGCUGGAGGGACGAGGUUGACAAAGUAGAAGAGAUGGACGAUAAGACGGCCAUGUCUUUGUUGAUGAGUGCCUUCCGGUCAGGUGACCUCUACACUGAAUUCUGUAGGAGGCCACCCUCCUCUUAUCAGGAAGCCUACAAUACGGCAUGGGAGUAUGCCGAGGCGGAAGUCCUGAACAACAGCAAGCGGGAGCUGGAGGAAGGCUAUACGAGGGUAAAAGCCGACAAACCAAAGGACGACCAGAUGGGAGGAUUGGCUCCAAAAGUGGUGACGGUAGUGGAACAAGACCUGAGCCACGCGGGGUCUUUUUUGGGGAGAUUCGUGGAGGCGAUCCACUACUACUCGGCGCUGUUCGAUUCGCUGGGGGCGUGCUACGGGGAGGAGAGCGAGGAGCGGCACGCGGUGGAGCAGCAGCUCCUCUCCAAGGAGAUCCGCAACGUGCUGGCGGUGGGGGGCCCGUCGCGGACGGGGGAGGUCAAGUUCAGCAACUGGAGGGAGAAGCUGCAGCAGUCGGGAUUCCGGGGAGUGUCUCUGGCCGGAAACGCCGCCGCUCAGGCCACUCUGCUGCUCGGAAUGUUCAACUCCGACGGGUACACGCUGGCGGAGGACAAUGGGGCCCUCAAGCUUGGCUGGAAGGAUCUCUGCUUGCUCACUGCUUCUGCAUGGAGGCCUCCUCCUCUCCAACCUCAAUAAAAAUAUUUAUAUAUUUUAAUUUACUCCCUAUAUUAAAUAUAUAUAAUGCAAAUUUCCAUAUCUAUGUUCGAUCCGUUUAAAAACAAAAUGAUUCUCUUCUUUUUUUCCGGUGAUGAUGUUUUUUGUUUUUUUAUUGGCAUAUAUCUUCUUUUAGGGAGUACACCGUAUAUAAUAAGAGCAAGAAAUGAAAUGUCAUACG
This is a messenger RNA of Cuscuta campestris, 2072 nucleotides long. Lineage: Eukaryota; Viridiplantae; Streptophyta; Magnoliopsida; Solanales; Convolvulaceae. The record is from the annotation of a GenBank genome assembly.